CAUUCCUUCUGAAAGUUUACCUUGCAUUUAUUUGUCUGCCUUUGUGUUUGUCUCAUUAUCAGUGAUCUUAACCCCUCCCUCCUUUUGUGAUGGAUUUGCAGAAUACAGGAAAAAGGAAAAAAAAUCCCUUCUGAUUCUCUUCCUUAACUUCAGAUCCCACUGAAACACGAAAAGUUCAUGCUGCCUGUCACUACCAAAACCAAUAAGGAGAGUUAAGGUUCGAAUCUUUAUGGGUGCUUUAUUCAGAUGCCAGUAAUCUGAGAGACGGCUGGUUAUGUACCCUCAAAAGCCAUCUUAACAUUUCAUCUCAAGCCAACUUUUUUACAAGGAGAAGGAGAGUAGGCCUGGUGGAACCUCACUAUAUCCUGCUGCCAGAGACCCCACAGCUUCCCCUUCCUUCUCUAUUGCUAAACCUGUUUGGAGGUUAUGGAUGAUAAGCCCAGUUCUGGAACUGUGAGUGAGAGUUCAGAACUUCUUUUCUCCUUCGGAGUUAUAGCAGAUAUUCAGUAUGCUAAUUUAGAAGACGGCUAUAAUUACCAAGGAAACAGAAGAAGAUACUACAGACAUAGUCUUGUUCACUUGCAGGAUGCUAUUGAACACUGGAAUAAAGAAAGCAGCCGGCCCUGUUGUGUACUUCAGCUGGGAGAUAUCAUUGACGGCUACAAUGCGCAGUAUAAAGCAUCAGAGAAGUCACUAGAACUUGUUAUGAAUGUGUUUCAAAUGCUUCAAGUCCCAGUUCAUCACACAUGGGGAAAUCAUGAAUUCUAUAACUUCAGCAGAGAGUAUUUAACAAACUCUAAACUGAACACAAAGUUUCUAGAAGACCAGAUUGUACAUCAUCCUGAGACUGUGCCUACCGGGAGUUAUUACGCUUACCAUUUUUCUCCGUUCCCUAAAUUCCGGUUCAUUUUACUCGAUGCUUAUGACUUGAGUGUCUUGGGCGUGGAUCAGUCUUCUCCAAAGUACCAGCAGUGUCUGAAGAUGCUGAAGGAGCACAAUCCAAAUAUGGAAUUGAAUAGUCCUCAAGGACUUUCUGAGCCUCAGUUUGUCCAGUUUAAUGGAGGAUUCAGCCAAGAACAGCUGAACUGGUUGAAUGCAGUCCUUACAUUCUCUGACAGAAACCAAGAGAAGGUGGUGAUCGUGAGUCAUCUUCCCAUUUACCCAGAUGCCUCUGAUACCGUGUGCCUGGCCUGGAAUUACAGAGAUGCCCUUGCAGUCAUUUGGUCUCACGAGUGUGUGGUGUGUUUCUUUGCCGGUCACACUCACGAUGGCGGCUACUCCGAGGACCCUUUUGGUGUGCACCACGUCAAUGUGGAAGGGGUUAUUGAGACCGCCCCGGACAGCCAGGCUUUCGGCACCGUGCAUGUCUAUCCGGACAGGAUGGUGUUGAGAGGGAGAGGCCGAGUCACAGACAGGGUUAUGAAUUACAAGAGGGAAAAACCUUUUCCAUUUUCAGUCUGAUUUAUUUUAUCUUUAUAGGAAGAGGAUGACUUCGGUUUGAGUUUUUGUUCUCCCACCCCACCCCGAAACCCUCAGUGUCCCUGUUUAUUAUCCUGUUGGCAUACCAAAGCAUGUUCACGACUUCAGUGUGUGUCAGCUUGUGAGACCUCUGGACGUCGUCUCUGGGCUGUAAAUCCAGUGCUGAAAUUGGAAAAGAUGAAUGAAUGUGAGCCAGGGAGGAGACCCUCGGGGGGCGGGGAUGAGAUAUAGUCCUCAAGUCAGACUUUACUUUAGCCUUACCUGAGUUAAAAAAAAUUUUUUUUUUUACUUUGUACAAGGAGAAUAUGCUCACAUAUUACUAUAUAACUUAAAAUUCAUAAUAAAAAAGAAAUAAGCUCAGGUAAAGCUUUUCCUUUUAACCCUGCUAUGCAAAUGAGCUUUGGACAUAUUUUUGCUCAGAGUAUUCAUCGUAUUGUACUUUUAUAGACUUGUGUUCCUAUUUUGUAGACCAAAGCUAUCAAGUUGCUUCACAGGUGACUUAGUGGUGCUCCCCUUCACACAGGUGAAUGUGCGCCCUCCCAUGGGAGGCUAAGAAGGACCUUUGAAGGUAUGUGGUCCUCUGUGACGCCAACCAAAGCAGAAGCAAGUGCCAUGCAGCUGUGUGCCUGCUCCCGUGGUCGAUUUGGGCCACCAGCUAGUGCUGGUGAGGACAGCAGCCAAGUGAAUUUACCCGACUCCCUUUGUAGAUGAGUGGGACCUGUUAAUGCCGUUGUCAUAUGUGCUAAGGCUUAUUCUCAGAAACACAUACUAGAUGGCAAAUGGGGACUGUUGAAGUGUAGAGAAGGUCUGAUUCAGGGCUUAAAAACAGUAGGAGAUAAACCAAUACUAGUCAACAUGAGUGCCUGCUGCAUACCUAGGCAUAAUGGGGGUAUUCGUCUUCUAUGGCUACUGUGACAAAUUACCACACACCUGGUGGCUUAAUUAACACACAUUUGUUCUCUUACAGUUCUGGAGUCAGAAGUCUGAAAUUACUGCCACUGGGCUGAGAUCAAGGUGGUGUUAGGGCAUGCUCCCUCGGGAGGCUGGGGGAGGGCCCGUUUCCUUCCCUUUCCCAGCUUCUGGAGCUGUGUUUCUUGCAGUCCUUGGUCCCUUCUUCCAUUGUCAGAGCCAGCAAGGUACCGUUUUCAAGUCUCUUUCUGCUUUGUUGUUACAUCACCGUUUCCUCUUCCGUCUGUGUAGUCGUCUUUGUGUCUCCUCGCUUUCCCACAAUUGCGAUCACAUUGAGGGCCCACCAGGUAAUCCAGGAUCAUCUCACCUCCAGAGCCUCAACUCGAUCACAUCUGUGAAGUCCAUUUUGCUGGAUAAGGUAACAUUCAUACACUCUGGGGAUUAGGGCCUGGAUCUUUGAGGGCCGUUGUUCAGUUUACAAGAGAGGUGGCUGCAAUGUACUCCCUGCACUCGCCAACUUUGGUGGUGAGGAGACAGAUCCCUAGGUAUAAAUGUGGGCAGACAGGACUGUGGGAAUGUGGAGCAGGAAUUUAAUUCUGUUUGAGGGAAUUAGGGAUGACUUGAAGAAGAAGAACGGUUUAAAUGGGCGUGGAAGUGUAUUUCAAGUAGAUAGAAUAGCAUAAGCAGAGGCAUGGAAGGAUAUGCAGAAUUUAGGAGAGGCAAGUAAUACUAUGAAGAGUCUCCAAAAGUAAUAAAGCAGAAAAGGUUAAGCUUGGGCUACGUGGAGAAAAGGCGUGAAUGACCAGCCAGAGUUGGGGUUUAUCCUGGCAUACAGUGUGAGGAGCCCUCGGGCUCCUGCGCUGGGUGGUGUAUGGUGAGACUUGUGUGUCAGUCCCGGCCGUAGCUACUGUGAGCUGGUGUAGAAGAAUAACAACGGCAGAAAAAGAUUGGGGGUGAGAAGCAGGCUUUGAUAAUAGAAAUAUUAAACUUACUAUAAUACUUAAAUUCACCUGAAAAGUAGAGUUCAAAAACAAUUAAAGGCACUACCCUCCCUUUAUACACUUAUGGAGACUUAAAAGGAACUGUAUAAUCACAGCAUUCAGUGUGAUGUGGGUGAUGCUGGUGUGAUGAAAGUGUCUCAAAAAGUAUUUCUUUUUUUCAAACUGGAACUUCACCGUCUUUUAAGCGCAGAAUCAAGCAUUACUUGGAGGAUGGGUAGGUCCUAUACAGAAUAUGCUAUUAAGUCCAUUUCUUCAUAUAUGACCUUAACAGUUAUACUAAAAGGUAUAAAAGCCAUAAAUAUUAUACAAACUAAAUAUAUAAUGGAACACUGAAAUCCUUUAUUGACCCUUAAAAUAAAUUUUACUUUAAUUGCUUUAAUAUCAACAAGAUUUUUUUAUCAUUUUACCUUAUCUAAAUCUUGAUCAAGAAUUUCUGACCAGUGGCCAUUGCGUAAAACAAACAAAACACAUGCAUACCUCCUCCAAACAUUUAAUAAAAACAGAGGCAAAUUUUUUAGGCUCAUUUUCACUCUCCUGACAUAAGAUUGGUGCUCAUAACUUUUUGAGUGAACUAUUUCCUAAAUCUCAUGAAGCAGUGUCUGGGCUGCGGAGUCGGGCGGUGGCCUGUGCACAAACGGUGCUCUCCAGAUGCGCCGUAGCAGUGCCGCCAACAGAAACACGGUGAGCCCCAGCAGGGAUUUUAAACGUGUUAGCAGUCGAGUUUAAAAAGUGAAUAGAAACAGUAAAAGUGAACUUUAAUAGUAUAAUUUAUUUACUGCAGUAUAUCUAAAAGAUUUCAACAUGUAAUCAAAAUAAAAAUUUUACACUUUUAAUAUUAUGUCUUUAAAAUCUGGUAUAUAUUUUAUACUUAUAACUUAUCCAUUUGGGCACUGACUUCCUUGGAAAUACUUGCUCCAUAUUUAGAUAUAAAAUCUGCAGUUGAAACAAUUUGCAGAUGAAAAAAAAUUUGUAGUUUUAAAAAACGUUUAUCAAAUUUGGUCUUAAUUUUUCACUUUCAAUGUAAUUAAUGUUCCCUGUUUUCUUUUUGGUUCCAAAUUCUUUUAUUCUAUCUAACGUUCUUUUCUUUUCAAGACAUGCUUGCUGGUCCAGCUGGAGUUCUCAUUUAGCUCAUGGCACUGAACCAGUUAAAUGUAAUGAACCUGUUUCUAUCAUGUUAACCGAACCCCAUUUCCCUCUGUUUUAGCCACUAUGUGCAGCCCUCUGUGAGCACUUUGUACUUCUAGAGUGCUCUCGUAUUGCUGGUUUAAUCCUCGCGACUGUACCAGUAGUAUUAAUGCUGCUUUAUAGAUAAAGAAACAUCCACCGGGAGGUUUUUUUAUAUUUGCCCAAGUCACACGUACAGCGGGGACACUGAGUUAGAAUGCAUAAUUUUUAGCUUUGUUUUGACUGCCUUUUCUGCUGCACUCUGACACAAUGGCAUGUCAGACCCCAUCUCUUAACUAGUCCCAUCCAGCCCUGUGCUGUACUGUAGUCAGCCUUAGAAAGUUCUUAGAAUUAAAAAUAUAAUCCAUAUUUAUAAAAAUGGGAAAUUUUCAUUUUAAGAACAGGAUCUGUUUAAAUUACUGUCUUGCAGUGAGUUGGCCAGGAGGAGCGCAUCUCCUUGUUAACGUAUAUGUAGACCCAGGCAGCAAAUGGGAAAAGGGCGAUUGUGAUGGCCACAGCCAGCUGAAUUCUUCCACCGGCUGGAUGCCUAUAAAAACACAAAAAUUGUUACAAAUAAAAAUCUCAUUAAAAUUACAGAUUGCUUUGGAAACAAGUAUAAAGACAGAAUUUGGUAAAAUACAUCAUUUUUUUAUAUGAUCCCUUUUUAAAAACAUUUUUUAUUGAAAUAUAUCGUACUAUGAAUUCUUUAUUCUAAAGGCAAAUCUUUGUUGUUUAUAUGUGUUGCAAAUAGCUUUUCCCACUCAAUCAUGUCUUUUGAGGAACUGAAGUUGUUGACUAAGCAAUGUUAAAAUUGAUCUUUUUAUAAUGAUUUUUGUGUCCUGUACAAGAAAAUUUUCCCUCCCAAAGGUCUUGAAGUCUUAUCUUCUCUAAAGGUUGUACUGCUUUCACAUGAGAUCUAUAAUCCACGUAGAAUUCAUUUUUCUGAAAGUUGUAAGGUAGGGGUUGUUUUGCUUUUUUCCCAUGUGGAUAUUCAAAUGCUCCAGCAUUAUUUAUUAUGAGGACUGCCUUUCUUCCCUACCCUGCAGUGUCACUAUGUCAUAAGUCUCUGGAUGGAUCGAUCUGUUUCUAGAUUCUAUUUUGUUUCACUAAUUUAUCCUUUUGCCAAUAAUAGGUUUAGCCUAUACUGCCAUAGGACAAUUAUUUAGUUCUUCCUUAUUUUAAUAUUUAGGUCUUCUUGAGUUUCUCUCAUAAUAUUUUAUAGUUUUGUGUGCAAUAUUUUGCACGUCUCUGCUAGAUUUAUUCCUAGGGAGUUGAUUUUUUUUUUGUUAUUGUAAAUGGUAACUUUCUGUUACGGUUUUCUAUUACUUGCUAAUAAGAGUGCGGUUGAUUUUAGUAAAUUGACCUAGUAUCCAGCAAUUAUGCUAAACUCACUUAUUCAAAUAACUUUUUAGAUUCUUUUUGAUUUUCUAUGUAUGCAAUCAUGUCACUCAUGAAUAAGGAAAAUUUAAUUUUUCCUUUUCAAUCUUUGGCCUUUUUUUUUCUUUUUCUUGCCUUUUCAUACUGGCCAGGACAGUCGCUAGGACAGCGUUGAGUAGAAGUGUCAGUAGUGACCAAGCACAUCUCAUUCCUGACCUCAGGGAAAGUUUCACUGGCUCACUGUUCAGUGUCGUGCUUGGGCAUAGAUGCCCUUCAUCUGGUCAUGUUCCUGUGUAUGCCUGUUUUCUAUGAGCUUUUAUCAUGAAUGGAUGUUGAAUUUUAUCAGAUGCUCUUUUUGUGUAUAUUAAGAAGACAGUUUGAUUUCUUCUUUCAUUCUGUUACUAUGGUAGGAAACAUUGGUUGCUUUCUGAACAUUAAACUGUGUUCCUAGGGUAAACACAUUUUUCCAUCUGUGGUCAUAAGUGAGAUUGCCAUGUAAUUUCUUCUUCUUCUUCUUCUUUUUUUUUUUUUUUUGUAAUGUUCUUGUCAAGUUUUGGUAUCAAGGGUAUUCUGCCCUAAGAAAAUGAAUUGGGAAGUGUUUCUUCUUUUUUUGUUCUCUGGAAGAGUUUGUUGAAGCUUAGAAUUAUUUUUUCCCUAACUAUGAGGUAGAAUUCUUUAGUUAUACCAUUUGGUCUAGAGUUUGUUUUUUUUUUUAUUUUAGGAAAAGUUUAAAUUAUGGACUCAGUUGCCUUAAUAUUUAUGGGACUGUUCUAAGUAUUUCUUGUAUCAGUUUUGAUAAAUUGUAUUUUUUAAUGAAUUUGUUCAUUUUUGUCUACAUUUUCAAAUUUAUUGGCAAAAAGUUGUUCAUACUUUCUUAUGAUUUUACAAUAUCUACUGGAUAACAAUGAUCUGUUUUUCAUUCCUGAAAUUGGUUAUUUGUACCUCCUCGUCUGUGUUCACUCUUAUUAUUUUCUGUUUUUGUCUUGCCAGGGCUUCACAGUGUUGUAAAUCAUUCCAGAGAAUGAAUAUUUAACCUACUUAAUCCUCUAGCUUUUAUGCUGACUUUUCAUUUCAUUGGUUUCUAUGUUUAUAUUUACUUUCUUCUUGUUUCUUUGGGUUUAAGUUGAUGUUCUUUCUUAACUUCUUUAAUUGGAGAAUUCCUAAGUUCUUGGAAGAUUAGCUCACUGAUUUUUGCCCUUCUUUGUUUUUUUUUUUUAAAUAUAUGUAUUUAAGGCUAUCAUUAUCCCUCUAAGCAUGUUUUUUAGCUGUUUUCCCCAGAUUUUAAUAUGUAGUAUUAUCAUUAUAUUCAAAAUAUCCUCUAAAAUCAUGUGAUUUCUUUUACCCAGAUAUUAUUGGGAAGUGUAUUUCCUAAUUUCGAAACUUACAGUGACUGUUAUUUUUGUCAACUAUUUCUAGCUUAAUUGCACUGUGGUCAAAGAACAUUCUCUGAAAGUUUUCGGGGCUUAUUUCAUGGCCCAACAUACAGCCUUUUUAUGAACCUUUAAUGUGUACUUGUAAAGAUUGUGAAUUCUGCCAUUCUUGGUGCCAGUGUUCUGUAUGUGCCGGUUAGCUCAAAUCGUCUGUAUUGUUACUGGGUUUUUUUGUUUGUUUUCUUGCACUAUUAGUGACUGAAAGAAGUCUGAUAAAGUCUCCCAAGAUGAUUGUAGAUUUUCCAACUUCAGUUCUGUCAAUUUUUAUCUAUUUUGAGGCUGUGUUGUUAUAUACAAAUUUAGAAUGGUUAUCAUGUAUCUGUUAUAAUGGUUUAUUUUACCUUACUGAUUUAAUGAAUCUUUAGUCCUUAAAAGGUGUCUUUCUUUGGUGUCUUAAAUCCACUUUUGAUUAAGUGGUGUUGAGAUCACUACAUAGUGAAAAGGAAAAAAAGAUAAUUUCCGAUCAGUUCUUUAUACUGUCACACUGGGAUAAAUCUUAACGAGAUCAAGGAGUCAGUGUAAACACAUGAACUAGGAGAAAACUUACUCUACUUUAUACCCUGAGAGGAAGGAAAAAUUUCCUAUGAUCCCAUAUCUGGAAGCAAUAAGGAAAACGAUUGAUGUAUUUGGUUACAUUAAAAACAAAACAUUUUCAUGGCAAAGGAAAGUAUACUUUGCAUGAGCACAGUAAAAUAAGCAAUAAGAAAUUGCAAAAACAUUUUUUUCAGCUUAUGUCACAAAGGGUUAAUAGAGUGUAUAAAAAGCUUCUAAAAAUAGAGAAGACUAACAAGCUUAGAAACAGGUAAACCUAUUAUCUGUCAGAGAUAAACCAAUAUUUUAUAGAAAAAAGAAUUGCAAAUGGCUCUUAGUCAUAUGAAAAUAUGCUCACCUUUGAUCCUAAUAAGAAAAAUGCAAAUUAAAGUUACCCAUUUCUCAACCAUCUGAUUAGUAAAUAUUCAAAAUUUUGACAAUAUACUGUUGGUAUUAUAUUUAAUAGUGAAAGAUUGGAUAUAGUCUAAACAGAGGACUGGAUACACUAUGGACCUAUCAGCAGAAUAAGGAAAGUCUUUAUAUACCACAGGAUGAUCUCUCCGGUGUAGUAAGGGGAAAAUCAAAGAGGACAAUUGUGUAUAAUGUACCUGUACUUAUCUAAGAUAAGCAGGAAUACAAAUAAACAUACGUACUUGCUCCAUCAAGAAACCAUGCAAAGAUAAACCAUAAAAUUGAAAAAAGUUUGUAGACAAGGGGAGUAUAGCAUUGAGGGGAUCAAGAAGCUAGAGUACUCUGAAUAUACUUUGUUUUGUAGACUUGACUUUGGGGCCAUGUAGCUAUUUUACAUAAUUAUAAAACAAAAUAUAUUUUUUAACAAAAUUAUCCCUAGAAAAGAAAGUAAAAUAAUCUUAACUAUAUUCACUUGUUAGCUAGCAUAGCACAAAGACUAACCAUCCCAAGUAAUUUGAAUAUACAUCCCUUAGUGUAGUGGUCCCCAGCCUUUUUGGCACAGGGUUGGUGGGGUAAGAGGCAGGAGGCCAAGCUCAGGUGGUAGUGACCCCUGCCUUAGAGAGAUGGUCCCUAAGAACAAAGCAAAACCCCCAAAAAUCUGUUCUCAGUAACCAUUGCUACUCUGAGACCGUGCUUGUGUUUUGGGAUAAGUCAAAUGAGUUGUGUUGAGGUCAUUGAGAUUAGAGGUUUUUAAAUGAUUAAAAGGAAAUACAAGACUGUUUGAAUUGCUAGAAUCAGUAUGAACUCAUUUUUAAGUACACAUGUAAAAUGAUAAUCUUUAUAUUAUAAUAUACAUAUUGCAGAUGUACGUGAAUUUCCUAGCUCUGUCCACUGAAAAGAACCAAUGGCCAGUCUAGCAGCAGCGAGCGCUGCCCGUGCCUGGAUUUCAACCUCUACACACCAUGACCCACCAGCAGCAGCCAGGCUGUGUGGACACGUGGUUGAUUGCAGGUCUGGGGCGUGAAGUAUAUGACGCUGUCCUGGAACACUUUGUCACACCAGAAAGCAGUAAAAGAUGACUGGGGUUAUGUCAGAAAGAAUUCAGGAUUCAAACCUGAAUAUAUGCAACUGGUGAGGAGGGACAGUGGCAGUAUCAAUAAAGGUGACAACUUCUAUGGACUGAAAAAAAUGAGCUAUGUUAUUGAAAUCCAUGACUUCAAAAUGAUCCCACCCACACAGCAUAAACAAAACUCCUUGGUCACUUUUGGAAGAUUCCCAGGCAUGAAAACUUGGAAAAGUUUUCUUUCUUGAAAACUUGGAAAAUUACAAAACAACUCUUAUUUUUUUUUCCUUUUCCUCUUAAGAUCUGUAUCUCAAAGAGCUGUUAAGUGGACGUUUCUCUUUAUAGAAGUCUUACAGCUAAUAAUCAAGGAAUGGUAUAACUAGAAUAGCACUGUUUUGAAACUCAAAUGAAUUCAUGGACUUAGGCAGUGAUCAUCAAAGACUACAACAUUAUGAAGAAACAGCUAGGCAUUAUCUAUAUUAUGGUGGAAGUACAUAAUACCACCCGUGAAGUAGUUUUGCUUAGUAGUACCAGUAAUGACACCAGAAUCUGGCCAGGUCUCUAGAUCUGCCCACCAGUUUAUUGGAAAUACACAGCCCAGAGGAACAAGUGUUUAUAAGACAACUGGGGAAAGGUAAACAUUGACUGGAACACUCGAUUCUGUAGAAUUAUUCUUUUAUUUUCUGUGUGUGUUGAUGGUAAAGCAGUUGUUUUUUAAGUGCUUCUCUUUUAAUGAUAUAUACUGAAACAUUUAGACAUAAAACAAUAUGAUGUCUGGAUUUAUUUCAAAGUAAUCCGUAAGUAUGGAGAGGACAGUGAUCCAGAUCAAACGUGAUUGGACAAAUACUGAUUAUUGUUUAAGCUAGGUGAUGGGUAUGUCUGAUUCAUUAUAUUAGCCUCUCUGCUUUUGUAUAUGUUUGAAUAUUUUAAAUAAAAAAUUAAAACAAUCACAAAACGUCCUUUUUCUGUAAUGCUAGCCUUAAAGUCUACUUUUUAAAAUUAAAAUUGCUAUACUAACUUUCA
Messenger RNA from Phyllostomus discolor (pale spear-nosed bat), 10388 nucleotides. RefSeq names its product ADP-ribose/CDP-alcohol diphosphatase, manganese dependent (gene ADPRM). NCBI's taxonomy places the organism in Eukaryota, Metazoa, Chordata, Mammalia, Chiroptera, Phyllostomidae. The record is from RefSeq and is a predicted model, not a curated record. Bases 427 to 1461 code for a protein of 344 amino acids. Gene Ontology annotation, molecular function: 2',3'-cyclic-nucleotide 2'-phosphodiesterase activity; ADP-ribose diphosphatase activity; CDP-glycerol diphosphatase activity. The transcript is spliced from 5 exons.